Messenger RNA from Labrus mixtus (cuckoo wrasse), 7630 nucleotides. Its product is annotated as sorbin and SH3 domain-containing protein 1. Gene Ontology annotation, biological process: cell-substrate adhesion. NCBI's taxonomy places the organism in Eukaryota, Metazoa, Chordata, Actinopteri, Labriformes, Labridae. The record is from RefSeq and is a predicted model, not a curated record. Bases 229 to 4545 code for a protein of 1438 amino acids. Gene Ontology annotation, cellular component: nucleus; cell-substrate junction; cytoplasm. The transcript is spliced from 27 exons. Gene Ontology annotation, molecular function: protein binding.
GUUUUGACGCAGCUGGUGCCGGUGAGUGUGAAGCGCUGACAGGACGCUGGUGGAGAGGAGCCGACGGCGCACGAAGCUCAGUGAGGUGUGUCUGCUUCAGCGAGCAUAACACUGGAUUACCAUCUCAGUGAGGGCUCUCCACAAGAGGGCAGCAUAAGACCAAGCUCAACUCCCAUACCAUCAGGUCCUCGAUCAGUCUGUGCCGUCAAGAUCACUCCCUUGGCAACCAUGAAAGGCUCUCCUGACCUGAUUCCUGCUGCAGAUUUGGACCCCAGCAGAGUGUGCAAAGGGAAAGGAAUUGUGACUCUGAGGGCCACCCUUGUUCACAUUGAUGAUGAGGGCCUCAUCAGCGAAGAGCCAAAUGUCAUCACAACGACAAGCGGCUGGACACACCAGAUUAAUGGAGACAGCUCUAAAGCAGGAUUGGCUGAAGGAGGCAGCCACACCACAGCGGAUUUACCUCCUGUAAACAACAGUCAGUGCCAGUCCAAUUCAGCAGAAAGUGUAAAAGAAAACCAGUGUCCAUCCUUCAGUGACAUACCCCAGACAACCAUAUCAACAUCCAGCUCUGUGUAUCCCUGCACCAGUUCAGUUAACCCCACCAUCGUUCUGCUGCAACACAACAGAGACCCAUCACCAGAAAGGGACAAAAGUCCUGAUCCUGGAAGAGACUCAGUCAGUCCAGUCCCUGAUAUGGACUGGAAGAGGCUGCGGCUGUCACUGCACUCUCCUGUCCUGAAUCCUCUAAACAAGCCCGUUGUUCCUGUACGGAACACUGAAAAGUCCAAAGACUGGUACAAGACAAUGUUCAAACAAAUACACAGGAUACCUGAGCCUAUUGAGGAAAACCCUUACCGUCCCACAUACAUUUUCCCUGAGAAAAAAGACAGUCAGAUGAGAUCAAAAGAUGAUGGUCCCAGCCCCUAUGGUUACUUAAAAGAUGUAAAAUCCGUCCCACGCUCAAAAAGUGACAUCGAAGUUGAUUCAAGAGGCCGGUCGAUGCCUGUGCCAACAAGAUCCUCUUCCCUUAAACCUUCUGCCAAAAGAAACGAGUGGGAGCCUCCAGAUAAAAAGGUAGACACCAGGAGGUAUCGCGCCGAGCCCAAGAGCAUCUUUGAGUAUGAGCCGGGGAAAUCGUCUGUGCUGAAGCUGGAGAGAACGACUCAGGAUGUAAGUCCAGAAGAUGUAGAUUUAGAGAAUGAGCCUUGGUAUAAAUUCUUUUCAGAGAUGGAGUUUGACAAAGCGAGUUCCCCCUCUUUCAGCCCCCUGGAAACAGCCUCCGACCUGCAGCAGUACUCCUCGAGCAAGUCUGGACGCAGCGAGGUGGAGAAGGACAAUGGAUCAUCUACGAGCGAUUCUGGGGCUCCAGAAUGUGACCGCCAUGUUUACAAGAGUGUCCUGGAGGGUGGCGACAUUCCCUUACAAGGUCUAAGGGCUUUAAACAAGCGUCCUGGCAGCUCCUCUUCAUCUAAAGUGGAUCAUAAAGGUGGGAAUGGCUACAUAAUUUCACCCUGCUCCUCUGUAAAUAGUAGGUCAGUUCUUGCCAGUAAUGCAAUAGGUAACCAGUGUAAAAGUAUGACACCUCUAUCUGCUGCCAAAGCCUGCAUACCCCAAAUUCUGCCCUCAAAGUUCAAGCCCAAGCUGCUGCCACCCAGUGGUGACAGUCAGGAAAGUAGGACUGCAUCUGUCAGACACCCAAAGGCCCACAGCUGUGAGGAUCUGUACACUGGGCAGUAUAUCACAGACUGUGUUGGAUCGGAAGAAAGGGAUGGAUGUGUUACUGGGUGUGCAAAUGUUUCCCACUCAAUUAGGAGAAGUGCAUCAGAGUUUUCCAGCCUUUAUAGAUCCAUGCAUUACAUCCAGCAACCCAGCUCAACUGGCUGCAGCCCCCAUGGCAGUGUCCGCAGCCUUACCUCUCUUUUUGAGAAGGCAAAGGCAGAGAGGGGUGAAAGGUCAGAGGCAGAUGGCGGGGGUAACAUUCCACGGGAUUCAGUGUCGUCACGGGUCAGUGAGUUUGAAAUGAUCAUCCAGCAGUCAAGCCCGGCACCCUGCCGCUCCUCCUCUCUGCCCACCCUGCACUCCAGCCACAACCACAACCCUGUCCACUUUUACAUGGUGUCUGCAGUGUCAGCGGAGUCUCUUUUGCCGGCAGACAACACCCAGACAGUCGCCUGCUCCCCAGUGGAGGCAGAGGGCUCUGUGGAGGAGGCUGCACCCUCCUCACUGGAUGUACACAAUUUAAGGACUGAAUCCCCAUUUAACACUGAGACUGAGGUUGAGCAGAUCUUCAGUAAAAGUUCUCUAGAGCAUAUUGGCCAAAAUAUUAGUGGAUCUACUAGUCCAUCAGCACUGCUUGCAGAAUCCCCUCAGCAACACAACUACAUCCACCACCACCACCACCUACUGGACCACCUGAAUCAUCAACUCCUGCUAAAACCCAGCAAAUGCAAAGGCUCUUGCCCAGCCUCCUACACCCGCUUUACCACCAUCCUCAGGCAUGAGAGGCAGCAAGCCAUGACACAACAAGAGAGGCCUCGACCUUUGGAGAAGAGGACAACGCUGCCUGGUAACCUCUUCCUCAUGGGCCCUGCUCCCUUUAAGUUACGCAAGAACUUGCAGUCCCACCAAACUCGGAAGACUCUUGCCACCAAAGUGCCAAUGGGUGUCCAGAGGCCUUCUACUUUGUCUCCUGAGCUCAGACCUUUGAUCCCUCAGCGCCUGUCCUCCCUGGAGGUCCUGGAUAGGCUGAAUAGCAUAGAGGGAAGCAACACUGACCAACUGAGUAACGGGCACGGCUUGGACACCAACGGGAACCUACUACAGCUGCUGGCAUCUCACCGCAGAGACUUGUCACCAACUCCAGGGGAAAGCCAAGACGAAGUGUUGCGAAGGCGACAUGGGGACAAGGAGAAAAUCUUGGAGGAGCAGCGGAGACUGAAGCGGGAACAGGAAGAGGCUGACACAGCAUCGAGGCGACACACAGGCAUUGUCCCAACACACCACCAGUUCAUCACCAACGAGCGCUUUGGAGACCUGCUCAACAUCACAGAUAACACAGAGAAGAGGAAAUCAGGAAUAGAGAGAACUCCAGCCAUGGCUCGCUUUGACUUCAGAGCUGAAAGUUUAAAGGAAUUACCAUUUCAAAAGGGAGACAUUGUAUACAUCAUUCGACAGGUGGAUCAAAACUGGUAUGAAGGGGAACAUCAUGGAAGAGUUGGAAUUUUCCCUCAAAACUAUGUUGAGCUGCUUCCUCCCACAGAGAAAGCCCAACCAAAGAAAAUUGUUCCAGUUCAGGUGCUGGAAUAUGGAGAGGCUGCUGCCCGCUUCAACUUUACAGGGGACACAGUGGUGGAAAUGUCCUUCAGAAAGGGAGAAAGGAUAACACUGAUUCGCAGAGUUGAUGAAAACUGGUAUGAAGGCAAAAUAUCCGGCACCAACCGCCAAGGCAUCUUCCCGGUCACUUACGUAGAAGUACACAGAAGACCCCGUGUCAAAAAUGGGUUGGAGUAUCCUGACCCUCCCGUUAGCCAAUCACCACAGCGUAGCACCAAUGCUUCUCCUCAGCUGUAUCGUAAUCAUCUUACCACCUCCCCUCUGCCCCUCCCUCGCUCCCCUCGUCGCUCCGUGUCCCCUGAGGUCCAUGCUGUGUCCUCAGAGUGGAUCUCCCUGACUGUGGGAGGAGGGAGCCCUCCAGCUGCUCCCACCCCUCCCCUGCCACCGCUGCCCAGUGUUUCCUACCGAUGUGGCGAGUACCUGCCCCCACCCUUUUCUGCCAGCCCUGUUCCUCCAAUCACUGGCAGUCCUUACUGCAUCUCCCCCAUGGCUUCCCCAGCUGCCUCCCCUCUUCCUCCGCCUUACCCACCAAGACCCAGCUCAACCACUCCUUUUGUUACAUUCACCCCACCUCAGGGGGAGGACUUCAUGCUCUUCCCUGCCUCCCCCCAUCUGUCACGCAGCAUGAGCCCCUGUGGAGGGCCUGUGUUGGAGGGCUGGCUGAGGGGGGAGAAGGAGUUGACUGAGGGGGAAGGUGCAGAGGGGGACAUUGGUCGCUCAACCCCAGGCAGCAGGCAACAUAGCCCUGCAGAGUUUGUGAGAAUGGAGGCUGACCAUCGUGGACAGAGCUCCAGAAGCCCUGUGAUGCUGUAUGACAUCCAAGAUAACAACAAUGCUAACUCAUUUGCGGAGGCAGUGUGUAAUGAGAUCUUGAAUAUAGCUGAGACCUCAGUGAGGUACUGCAGCACCCUGCCCCACCACCCUCAUGACUCUGUUCACAGACUGCACCCCCAUCCCAGUAAACAAUCUCUCAUCAUUUCCCAGCAACCCCAUUCCCACAAUAGCAGCCCAGAGCCGAGCCGUCUGAACUGUGGAAUUUUCCAGGCUCUGUACAGCUAUGUGCCGCAGAAUGACGAUGAGUUAGAGCUACAGGAGGGUGAUCUCGUCAGCGUCAUGGAGAAGUGUGAUGACGGCUGGUUCGUUGGUACAUCAAAGAGGACAAAGCAGUUUGGGACUUUCCCUGGGAAUUACGUGAAGGAGGUGAAACUGUAGAUAUAUCUCAUCUGACUGUAACACAUGGAUGCCUGUCAAGCUUGGGAAAUCAAUACUAUCACGCAUGACUAUUGGUUAGUAUAGUAUUUUAGCAAGGCAAAUCCUAUUUGUCUCAGAAAGUGAUUGGUUUGGCCAGAGGUAUGUCAAACUGCUGGAGGCGGGGAUAAAGACAGUUUAAUGCUGAGACCUUGGUAUUGUGUACGCAUUUUCAACAGAUAUAUUUCAUCUUGUCAGAUGGAAUUUUUUCAUAAGAACAUACCACAAUCAAGAUUUUAGUGAUAGUAAAUAGUUUUAAUAUAAAUUGUUAUCUAUUCUAUCCAUUUAAUUUUUGGCACAGAAGUAUUUACUUAGCAACUCAGUGUGGAGGCUGGCAGGCUACAGCAGAGCAGUACAUGGAGAAAAGAGUGGAUCUUGUUACCUGAAGUGGACAUGGGGGGAUUCAGAAGGAUUUUUUAUUGGAUUUUGGUUUGUACCUGUUUGUCAUAAGCUACCUUUCAGGACCCACAGGUGUUUAUCAGAGUUAGAUUUUCAGUCUCUUAGAUGUUGCUUCCAAAAUAAAUCCUUUAGUGUUUGACCAGACAUACCAUUCAUGUAUGAUGAAAUGUGGUGAGACAUUCGUGGACUCUCCAUCAUAAAAUGUUUGCAGUAUAGAUUUGAGAAAAAAUUGUUAAAAUACCUAAAGCCUUUUGUAUGACGCUUCUUUACGAAGUGGUCUGACAAACCUGUUUUACAUUUUCUGACUCAUAUUUUAUCUUAAAGACAGUAUUACAAAUGUUCACAACCCCAAAAGCUUUGGAUAAAGGUUCAGAAUUCCCUUCAACAACCUUUGUCAAGUGCAUCACAAAACACACAAAAAACUAAAGAGUGCAGUGGCUACCAGAAUAAACACAAAUACAGGACACACAUUGAUAAAAGUGAAGAGAAACUCUAUGCCUAUCCUAUGUUCUAGAAACCAUGUAAAAGUAUUCUGACAAUAAAGUGGCCUUUUUUUAUUAAUGGCUGGACCUGUAAGCUAACUGGUAUAAGCCUGGCUCCACAGGACAGGCGUGGUGAGACUUGACUUCCUGUUUGAUCAUUUAGGGGUAUCUCAACUAACAUGAUAACAAUAGAUUCAUCAGUGAUGAUACAAAAAGCUUUUUUAAUCAUACUGAUUUUUGGAGAGCAUAAUGAGAUUAAACCCACACUAUUAAUGACAACAUUUUAUGUUGUAUUGUAGGCAUGUGAAUAGAAAACUUUAAGAGGCCUUCCGAAUAUGGCAACAUAUUUAAUGUAAAGUGAAUCCAAAUUGGGUAACAUAGUGAACAGAUUGAUUUUAAUAAUAAGGUAAGCAUGUAUACAGCACACAUUAUAAAUUAUAAAAUCAAUAAAAGAUCAAAUCAAAUCAGAGCCUUCAACAGCUUCCUUAUAUCAAGUCAAUUUAAAAAUUUUCAUCAAAGCAUUAGAGCCAUCUUCCUACAAGACAGAAGCUCCCACUUUGCACAGACCUGUUAGAUCCUGUAACAGAAAUCAUUUUUAAAAGUAGAGCUCCUCUCCAUACAGAAAGAUGAUAGCUAAUGUUUUCUUUUUUUUCUUUCAUUUAAUUAUUUUUCAUUGGCUUCAUCAUUUGUUGCACUGUUCUCAUACAUAAUAGCUAGGUGUCAAUUAAGACCUGCAAAUAGUUCAAGUCACCUGUUAUGACCUGAUUAGAUGAGCAGAAGGAUGCAGAAGGACCAUGGCUAAUGACGUAUUUCAAAGUUAAUAUAGAAGGAGAAUUAUGGCAGGAAAAUUGAGGUUCAGAUGCUUCAGAAGUCCUUUUAUUCAAUCCAAACAUUUCUAAUCAAAUGGUUCCAGAUGGGUCUACCUUUUAGUGUAAUGCUCUCUCAUUGCCAGAGUACACAAAAUUAGAAACACAAUGUGAAGGAUUGAAAGAUAAAACAGGAAACUAGGAAAAGUGUAUGUUUACUAAAGUUUUUUUUCUGAAAUUGCUAGCUAAAGUUGUGCAGUGAUGAUGAACAUUGUUAUUAACUGAACUCGGUUCGAAGAUGAAUGUGGCUACCACAUAAGUGAUAUAUGAAGUUUCAUGAUUGAUAAAGUAUAUUACUUUAACAAUAUUGAGGCGCUUAUUGAGUAGUGUGAUGCUUUUUUUGUUAGCUUUUGAGUCAAAAUUGUUGUUUCCCCACGUGGAAAUCACCACUGACAGUCUUUCCAAUACAGCAUUGGAAUGUUUUCUCACGAUAAAAAAAUGACGAUAAUACACUUAUAGGUUUGCCUUUAUAACGUGGUGUUAUGUUCAGGUAUUUUGUCACACUAAAAAAGAAUGUUUCCUCAUCUACUAGUGGCUAGACAUUUUUGUUUCUUUGUACGUCCAGCGCCUCAUGGUUGAGAGACAAGGUGUUUAUUGCCUGACAGAAAUGGUUAACUUAAUAUCCAACACACUAUAUGAUGACAAAUAAACACAUCACAAAUCACCAAUUCAGCCAUAAAACAUUUAACUUCAGUAUGUGGUCCAUAAAACAUCACAGGAUGUAUGAAUGUAUUAAUAUGUGAUUAGUGCACAAACAAUAUGAAAUAAAUGGCAUAUUUUUCACUUUGGAUGAAUACGUAGACCAUUGUGCAGGUGGGCACAAGAAGGAUUGUAAAUAUGUAAAAUAAAAAAUAGACUAUGGAAGAUGGGAGGAACAGCACAGAGUGCAGCAUAUGAGCACAGACAGUUUGACACACAUGAACAUUACGCUGCCAUUUGUGAGCAUCAAAAUGCCUUAUGUUAGAUGAAAAAUUGUGCCUCAUUUUUCCUUUUUUUCUCCCCCUUUUUUUUUGGUGGGGGGGGGUCACUGAAAUGUGUUUAUUACAUAUUUAAUGUAACCAUGGUUUACCAUUGGUUCUUGUCUUUGUAAUGGGAGAACAAUUUCCUUGCAAGUACUUAGAAGUGUGACACAAUGCUUUAACACAAAGAUUAAUAAAUAACGAAAAGUUUCAUGAGACACACAACUGCAACAGUUUUGGUUUGUUGACUUCAAUUUGCAGUGCUGUUACAUUGAAAAUACCUAAAGUUACUAUACUGCUGUAACUUCAGUAUUAUGCAAUAUUUAAUAAAUCAUUGAAAACA